GAAUAAUCACCUCAAACUAAUUUUUUUAAAAAUCACAAUUCUUUUUUUUAAGUGAAUUUUUGUUAAUAAAUUUUUUUAAAAUUGUUUACAAUCGAAAUAGUGAAUUUUUUUUUUGCAUUUAUUAAAAGAGAAUCAAUUCAAAUAGCGUGACAUGGGGAAAGAAAUUCUUUUGAAAGAAAACAUUUUGAGUUGCGUGCAUGACGACACUCUUCCAGAGAAGAACAAUCUUUACAAUUAUGAUUGAGAAGGAAGAAUUAAUUUCACCAGUUGAUUUUGCUAUUGGACUUUGUCUUUAUCCUCGUACUAGAACACCUGUUUACAGUCAAAAUGAAAAAGAAAUUUUACUUACGAUAAAUGGUUUUCAACAAAUUUACAAUUGCACUUAUCGAUUGGAAAAUGACGGGUACAAUAUCCGGCGAGUCCAUCAACCGGAAGAAGAACGAUGUCGACGACGUCGGCACGAAGAAGUGCCACUUUCAACUAGAUUACCAACUUUUGAUGAAAGAAGAUGGAUAAAAAAAUUAUUAUUUGACUCGACACGCGAUCAUCGUCAUCAAAAUGAUCUACAGGAUCAUCUAACGAAUCCACAGGAAAACGACGACGGCGCCGUAAGGAUCGUCGUCAUAAAAGCCACCUCCACUACGUUGCUUAGUGAAAAUCCGUCGGCCGUUACGAACACACCCCAACGUUCGCUCGACGAAGUCGGAUCACUUCUUCGGAAAGCCCUGAGAAUCGUUUCGCCGCCUGCCCUCCCUUGCGACUGUUACAUUUUUAACAUCUUCCAUCAUCAUCAUCAUCAUCAUUAUUAUCAUUAUCAUCAACCUUCAAAACAAUCGCGGGACCAGAAAUUCACAAUUUCCCAUCACACAAUGCCGCGGACACCGACUAUUAAAGGAACUUCUAAUUUGACGCUCCGCGGACAGAUGGACAGGCGGCGGCCACCGUUUCUCAGGGGCACUUCAAAAGUCAAAGAGCCAGGCAAAGGUCGAAGUGAAAAAAUGGAAACGAGGCCAAUUGUUGGUAACAGUGACGGGGAACGAGUUAGUGAUGAAGAUCCUACAGCUGAUGGAUUAUUGAGACAAAAUUAUGAAUUACGACAUCGACUUGAAGAAGAAACGGCAAGCUAUAAAAGACGACUUGAUACCUAUCGACAAGCACAACAACAUCAGGCAGCUCUUGUAUCACGUUUACAAGCAAAAGUUCUUCAAUAUAAACAAAGAUGUUCUGAAUUAGAAAGUCAAAUGGUAGAGUCACUUCCUGCGGAAAUAGUAAGAGUUCCCUCUUCUUCAGCAAGAGGAAAUUCAGCUUUAGACGCAGCGCAACAAACAUUGAGGGAAUUACGAGAAGAGCAGAUACAUGAUUUAGAAACUGCUUUAAAAAAAUUAUCCGAAGAAAGAAGAAGGUGCGACAAACUUUUGCAAUUAAACACAUCUUUAAAGGAUCAAUUAGAAGAAUCCCAUCAAACAAAUGAGACCCUAACUAAUGAUCUUCAAAAAUUAAGCAACGAAUGGGAUUCAAUGAGAGAGGAAUUAUUAAUUAAAGAAGAUGAAUGGAAAGAGGAAGAACUUGCAUUCAAUGAAUAUUAUACAUCAGAACACAAUAGAUUAUUAAAUUUAUGGAGGAAUGUCGUCUCUGUAAAACGUCUAUUUUCCGAUGUUAAAUCAUCAACUGAAAGAGAUUUGUCCAAGUUACGAAAUGAAAUUAGCAUUGCUUCUAAUUACAUGGUCUCUGCUUGUACCAGCACAAAAUUUGCCGUGAAAAUGCAAAUGGCAGCAGCUCAACCAGUUAUACCCCAAUCAUUUCAACAAAUUCAAAGUGCAUCCGAUUUAAAAGCAGAAAUAGCUUCAAUAAAACAACAAUUCGAUUUGGCUCAAGGUGAAAUUCGAAUGAAAGAUGAAAGAAUUCAUCAAUUGUUAAAAGAGGUUCAAUCAUUGGAUGAAAGAUGUGGAGAGGCAGAAUCAGGUGUCACGCAAGCAAUAAAAAUGCAGGAAGACAUUGAAAUUUUACAAACUGCCUUGAAAGAUAUUGCACACGCUGUAAUUCAAGACGCGGAAUCACGAAAUGCAGAAAGUAAUCAGCCACCACCUCAUAUUCAUUUAUCGCCUUCAAUUUCUAUACCUCAAAAAUCGCCAAAACGUGGAGCAAGAAGUGCCACUACACCUGCAUUUGCUGAAAGCACUAUCAGCGCUGUUCAAGCUGCUUUACACAAAUACCAAUUGUCCAUUCAUGAACUUCAGGUAAAAUUACAAACAAAUAAAGAACAAUUGUCAUUGACACGAAAGCAAUGUGAAAACGCUGAAGAAACGACACAACAAUUGGAAGGUAAAAUUACAGAAAUAAUGUCUCAACUUGAUGCAAGUAGAUCUCAAUGUUUGCAAUUAAAUCAAGAGAAGGAUAUAUUGCAAAAAAAUUUAGAUUCAAUUCGAUCGGAGAAAAAUUCUCUCGAUCGAAAUAGAGUCGAAAUCACAAAUAUGUUGGAAACAUUAAACUCUGAUUAUGAAAAAUUACAAAAAUCACAUAACAAAUUACAAAAGUUGUGCGAGAAUCUUGAGGAUGAAAAAAUGUAUCUUCAAGAUGAACUCGGAAGAGUUCUUAAAGAAGCUGAACUCAGGGAACAAACACUACGAUUAGAAGAAGAACGAUGCAGUAAAAUGAGAGAAGAAAUUUUAACUCUCAGAGAAGAAUUGAGUAGAACGUCACUUGAUAGAGAUAUGCUAGAACAACAGAAACUAGAAACAGACAGUUUGAUUUCACAAAUUGAAAAGAGUAAAGGUGACGUAGAAUUGGAAUUGGAACAAAUUCUUUUGGAGAAAUCAGAUAUUCAAGAAAUGUUGGCAAAAAUGGAAUCGAUUUGUGUUAAUCAUGAAGAAGAUAAAGCAAGGCUUCAAGAUGAAAUUAAAAAGUUGAAUGAAGAUAAAGAAAAAAUAGCAAGUCAAUGUACAGAUCAACAAGGUGACUUAUCAUCCUUGAAGAAGGAAUUAUUACAAGCCGAGCAAAAUCGUUUGGAUUUGGAAUCUGAGAAAGUUUCUUUACACGAAAAGAUCAAAGUUUUAGAAAUCGAGAAAGAAAAAGUAGAAAUUGAAUUAGGGCAAGUAUCGCGAGAACGUAGCGAUUUAAGUAAUCAAUUAUCAAUUUUAGCCAGAAAGAAAGAAACCCUAAACGAAGAAUUGAUGAGACUAAGACAACGAUUAGAACAAGCAAAUGAAAUGAAUGCAAGAAUAAAUAGAAAUCUUGAAGAUCUUGUCAAAGACAAUGAGGAAAAACAGGUAAUUUUGGAAGCAAGUGAAAAGGAACUUCAAAGAUUACAAGAACAAUUAGCUUCAGUUCGUAGUGAGAAAGAAACAUUGGAAGGUGUUCUAUUUGACACACAAAGUAAUCUUGAAAUGACACACGUUAAAAAAACUCAAUUAGAAAAAGAUCAACAAGAUUUAUUAAUAAAACAAGAAAGUCUUAAAGGACAAAUUAUUCGCUUAACGAAAGAAUUGGAAAAUAGUGAAAAACGUGCCCAGGAUAUGAAAUAUACUCUAACUCAACAGAGUGAAAAUCAAGAAGCUGAAUUUCAACAAAUUAUUUUAAAUCUAAAGAAACAAAGUGAAGACAGUAUUAAAAAAUUAAAUGAAGAUAAGGAACAAAUUAGAAUGUCACUGGAGAAACGUCUACAACAAAAUUUAUCACAAUUAAGUGGCGAGAAAGAUAGUGAAAUUGCACAAUUAGAAAAAAAUGUACAAGAUUUGCAAAUGCACGUUGAAACUGUUUGUCAACAACAUGAGGAAGUUCUUCUUAGAGCAGAAAAUGAUAAACAGCAAGCUUUACUUAUUGCUCAUCACGAUCAGCAGGCAUUAGUAGAAAAACUCGAAGGAGUUUAUAGAGAAUUAGAAGAGGAAAAAGGAAAUUUAGAUCGACUUCGAAGAGAAGCAUCAACACGUGCUGAUCAAGAUCGCAUCAAUUUAAAUCAAUUGCGUGACGAAUUCAAUCGAUUGAAAACACGAUUGGAGGAAACAAAAUUAAAGAGUGAUGAAGAAAAAAUCAAAUUAGAACUGAAAAUGGAAGAAGCUCUUAAAGAAAAGGAAUCGACACAAAGAGAAGUUGAGGAAUUACAAGUUCAACUUCACAUGGCUGAAGAUAAAGUCGAUAGUUUACAAAAUCAACUUCAUGAAAAUGAUAGAAAACUCAAAGAGGCUGAAAAUACAAUUGAAUCAUGUCGUAAAGAAUUAGUCGACAUUCGCCGACAAUUAACGGAUUCGAAUUUCGAGAAAGAUAAAUACAGUAGUACCAAUAAGGAAUUAAGGGAAUAUGUAAAGAGAAUCGAAAGUGAGAAACGGGAACAGAAUCGAGCAUUAGAGGAAGCUCAUCAAAAAAUUGCAGCUUUAGAAGACAUGAAAACGACACUUGAUGCCGAAAGAACUCGUCUUCAAGCAAAUAUUCGAGACAUGGAACGAGAAAUCACACAAUUGCAACAGCAACUUCGUUUCACUCAAGAUGAAUUACAAAAAUCGCAUGCGAUGAAUUCAACAGCUCAAAAUGAAGAGAAAGAACUUCAAGGACGUCUAGCUAAUGAAAUUGAAGAAAGAGAGCGACUACAACUUCAACUUCAUCAAGUUAAAAAGCAGGUUGUAGACUUAGACAAUAGUCUCGAAAAUACAAGACAAGAAUUCGCAAAAUUACGAGCACGAGCUGAUGAAGAUGAUGAAAGAUGGCGUGGAAGAGAACAAGAAUUACUGAUAAGACUAGAAGAUAGCAGAUGUCGAGAAAGAAAACUAGAGGAUCAGAAACACAAUUUGGAAGUUUGUCUUGCCGAUGCAUCUCAACAAAUUCAGGAGCUUAAAGCACGUUUGGGUGGCUCGGAAGGAAGAGUUCGAGCUUUAGAUGCCCAAUUAGCUCAAUUGGAAGUUUUAAAAAAAGAAGUCGAACAAAAAUUAAGUAGCGUGGGCACGACUCUUCGUCGCAUUGCUGGAAUUCAAUUAGAUGGAAGUGUCAAUAUGCCAUUUAAAAUCACGAGUCCUUCCCGAAGAUGGAGUCCAGUUCGCAUGCAAGAUCAUGGAAAUGCUGGUCGUGAUAUUGUUUUUGAUGUUGAUCCAGAAGUAGUAAGAAAAGGUGUUAGAUCUCUGAUGCAACAAGUUGCACAAAUCGAAAGAGAAAGGGACGACUACUUUACUGAAAUAGAAAAUAUGAAAAAACAACUAAUGGAAGCUGGUGAUAAUUCUAAUAAAACAGAUUUAAAACUUAAUACUUUACUCAUGAAUAUAAGAACAAUCCAGGAAGACAAGAAUGUUCUUGAAUCGAAACUCUCUCAAAAAGAUGCUGUUUGCCAGGCGCAGAUGGAAGCUUUGCAGCAUAAAACAUCAGAAGUGGAACACUUAAGAGAAAGAGUUACCACUUUGGAAUUAACAGUUAGCAGUGAAACUGAAGAGAAAUCUCAAUACGAAGAUAAAAUGGAAAAAUUAAAACAGCUUGCGAAUAAAUUAGAAAUUGAAAAGAGAAGUUUACAAGAUGAACUUGGCAAAACAGAAGCAAGAACAACAAAAUUAGAACUUCAACGUAUGUCUCUUGAGGGAGAUCUUCAAAGAUUGCAAAUGAUCCUUCAAGAAAAAGAAGCUCAUAUUCAGAAACUUCAAGAUCGUUCUGAUACACAAACAAGAACAAUGACAACUUUAGAAGAACGUUGCGGUUCUUUAAAUUCAACUAUAGAGCAAUUGAAUCAAACACUUCAAAGAUCAUCAAAUACAGAAAGUGAUCUAAGAAAUGAAAUUAGUUCCCUGCAAAGAAAUCUAAUGGAAAUCACUGUAGCCUCACAAAGCAAUAACGAUAAACUUAAACAGCUGCAAAAACAGGUAUCUAAUUUAGAAAAUGAACGUCGAAUUUUAACUGAAAGAUUAGAAUCUGCACAACAGUCUGUCGGUGAAUUAAGACGCAAUAAUCAAACUCUUGGAGAUCAAAAUGUAAGGUUACAGAACGAAAUAUCGAAUAAUGAAGUUGUUCGAUCAGGACUUGAGGCACAAUUGCGAUUAUCAAAUUGGCCUCAUGAAGAACGAACAAAUAAAGAGGAAGAAUUAGUGCGACAGGUUCAAUCUGCACAAAGAGAUCGUAGUGAGUUAAAAGGAAAAGUUGAUGCUUUACACGAUAAGGUAAAACAUUUGGAGUCCGAUAAACGUAAUUUGGAACGUCAGUUGGCAUCCAUAAGACCUGGAAGUGUUCGAAGUAAGAGUUAUGAACGGCCUGAGAAAGCACAUGUUGAAUUAUUGGGUUCGUGUGCAACAAUUGAAAGUUUAGAACAAGAAAAUCGUGAUCUUCGACUGAGAAUUCGAAGAUUAGAAACGCAAUUAGCUGAAAAGGAAGCGGAACUCUUGCGAGUGAAGUCAUUAAAUAUUCAUUCACAUUCGUCUUUGGAUUUGUCCCGAAGUCGAAGUAGCGAAUUAGAAAGACUUAGAGCUGCUCAGUUACAAGCAGAAAAAUUGCUUGAAGCCAGAGAACAGAGUCAUCGCCAACAAGUUCUCAGGCUGGAAAAUCAGAUUCAAUUGUUACGAGAUCAACUAAAUCAGGAAAUUAAACGUCGUCAAUUAUACGUUUAUCGUAGUACUCAAGCUGGUCGAGAAAUGCAACAAUUGCGACAAGCAUUGGGCGACUCCUUAAGAACAGUAUCUCAAGAUCCAUCUUUAGAUGCUGUUUUAUUGGAACAUGAAGCUCGAAAAUUGGAUUCAACCUUAACUAGCACUGCCAGUUUACCUCCAUCAUUAGCCCUUCCUCCUCCACCUUCAUAUGAUUUAAAAUCUUCAUCUCCAUCUCAUUUUAAAUAAUGAAGGAAUUUAACAAAAACAUUUCAAGAUUAACGUUCGAAUAAUAAAGAAUUUCUUUUUAUUUUAAUUUUCGUUUGUGAUUUUGAAUAAUCCAAACGUGAUUGUUUUCUUAAAAGAAAAUAGAUAAGUUACAGUUAGUAUGAAUAAUUGAUCUCAUUUUUUUAUACUUUUCUACCCGUUGAUCUCAUAAAAUAUACCUCUUUACAGACUUGUAUUUAGUAUUUAAUUUUAACACGAUACAAUAUGUAGAUAUUUUAAAAGUUGAUUCCCUUACGAAAAAAUAAAACUAACGUGAUAUUUGUUAAGAUACGAGAGAAUUUGUUUUUCACAUACUGAUAUUACAAAAAAAGCUUAUUUACAUACCAAAAACAUAAUUUAUUUAAACGAAAUAAUAAAUUUUUUUCAGAAAAUUAUUAUGUUUCGCAAGGGUUUCAAUAAUUUUUUGAUAAUUACCAUGAAUUUUUAUACUUUAUAUUCGUACUUUUUUAAGAUCAUUUUAUCAGAUAGAUUUGACAAAAAAUAUUUCUGUGUGAGUAAUCAACGUUAUACAUUGAUGCUUCCAACUUAAUAUAUUUCGAAGAAAUUUAUUGUGUUUUUAAAUAUUUUCCAUUUUUCUGUAUUCUUGUGAUUAUGAUAUAAGACUCGAUUUUAAUGGAAAAAAACUGACUUCGUGAAAUCCGUCCAUAUUUAUUAAACCUAUUCGACAAAAAAAACAUCUAGUUAUUUUAGAUUAAAUAAAGAUCCGUGUUAUUGUGCGACAAAAGAGAGUUAGACAAAGAGUUUGGAAAAGUAGAUCGUCGAUAGUAAAAAAAGAAAACAAAAAUGCUUUGUUUCGUCUCAUCUUUGAGACAAAAAUGGACCAUCUAACAAGAGCAGUCAACAAAAAAUGCUUCAAAACUUUUACUAUAAUAUCGGCCACGAUUGAAAAAUUGACACGUGAUGUAAAUUUUUUAGAGAAAUGAGAUAACGAUAGAAAUUUGUAAACGUAGAUUGACAAAAAAAGUGGAUUGUGUCUGUUCUUUAUCAUUGAGAAUAUAGACAUUCAGUCCAGCUGUAUUAUCCGCACUUUAUUCCCGAUGCCGAUGAUAGAUCCACGGAUCUAAAAUUUGUUUCAAAUCUUAUUUAAUAUUUGAAGAAUUUAAAAAUUAUUAAUUUUAUUAUUAUUAUCAUUAUUACUAUCUAAUUGUACAUUUUUAUAUGUAAAAGUUAUGUUUAUAUUUAUGUGUAAAUUAGAAUUUCUUUUUGAUAAACAUUUUAAAUAAUGACAACAAAAUUUUACUUAAAAAUUAUAUAAUUCUUUAUAAUUCUACUGAUUUAAAAUCAGAUUAAAUUUUUUAACUAUAUAUAUGGAUAUUGUGGUAAAAUGUUUUAUUGAAGUCAAAAAAAAGAAAAUAUAAACGAUUAAAGUAAAAUUUGUUAAUGCACCGCAAUGCAAAAUCGCAGAUAGUGCAAUAGUUAAAAGAAAAAAAAUUGUCGCCGUUAAAGCGUUUUAAAAUAUGUGGAGAGCGAGUAUAUAUGUAACAAUAUUUUUUUUAUUAUGAAUUUCUUGUUACAAAAUUUUACUAUAAUCUACAAUUAAAAAAUUUACAAUAUUUGAUCUAUUAAAAAGUAACUAAUUUUUAAAUCAACUGUGCAUGUGAAAAAUCAUGUUUUCCGUAACGAAGGAUACUAAUAAAUUAUAUGAGCUUCCGCAAA
Messenger RNA from Leptopilina boulardi, 8489 nucleotides. RefSeq names its product rootletin (gene Root). The record is from RefSeq and is a predicted model, not a curated record. Lineage: Eukaryota; Metazoa; Arthropoda; Insecta; Hymenoptera; Figitidae. The transcript has 28 exons. The coding region runs from base 198 to 6794 and encodes 2198 amino acids.